Molecule: messenger RNA, 2481 nt
Organism: Selaginella moellendorffii
Lineage: Eukaryota; Viridiplantae; Streptophyta; Lycopodiopsida; Selaginellales; Selaginellaceae
Product: G-type lectin S-receptor-like serine/threonine-protein kinase SD2-5
Exons: 2
Coding region: 1-2481 (826 amino acids)
Biological process (GO): protein phosphorylation
Molecular function (GO): ATP binding; protein serine/threonine kinase activity
Source: RefSeq, a predicted model, not a curated record
AUGAUACAUCGUCUCGUUCUCGGCUACAGAAUAAUUUAUCAGAGAAGGCAUUUGGCGUUGCCUGCGUCUAAACACUUGGUGAAGCAUAUAGCCGGCACUUGCCUUACCCCAGUUGCUAUGCCAUGGGCAGCCCGCCGGCUGAAACUCUUCGUAAGCGACAAACUCGAGCCAACUAAAUCAAUACAUGGCACUGACGCUGGGAUUUUAACAGGGAUGUUCGACGCACCCAUCGAGCUUCUGCUUGUCAUACUUCUCUGCUUCUGCCCCUCGUGCAAAUGUCUCCUCGACAUCGGGUUUCCAGGCAAUCCUGAGAUUGCUGUUGACUCGAACUUCAACUGGACGCUCAACGGGGACCUCCAUCCGUUUCUCUGCCAGAAUUUAUCCAAGCGUGCCUUCGCUGCGGGUUUUACUAGCAGCAAAACAGGUCUCUUCUACUUGGCGGUGUAUUACGUAAAAGCAGGCGGUGAAAAUCAUACCAGCGCAGUGUGGAAAGCAAACAACGGAAGGCCGGUGCCUCUCGGUGCAAGUUUGAAGCUCCAAGUCGAUGGAAACCUGGUACUCUAUAAUCCUGACGGCACCGAAAGCUGGUCGACUAAAACGUCUGGACUUGGUGUGGCAGGCAUGCGGCUGAAUCAAACUGGAAACCUUGUUCUUUACAGGGAAGAUGACCAGGUUGUGUGGCAAAGCUUUGAUCAUCCUACGGAUACUCUUGUACCUCACCAGCUGAUAAAAACGGGGAUGAAACUAGUUUCCAGUAGUCCCGGUGGAACAGGUGAAGGAUACUUUUCAUUCGAAGUACAACCUUACGCAUUGGUCUUGUCCGCUCAGUCGCCUCUGCAGCGCUAUGGAGUGUGGAAGUUCGACCAAGAGAUUGGUUUUGUUGGCGUCAACUUUUCGAGCUUCAAUGUCUACAACAGGAAAAUGACAGUUAUUCAGUCGGUAGCACUGAGCAUAGUCUACAGUGUGAGGAGAAUACAGCUCUUCUCUACUGGAGAAGUGGUUGCGGACAUCGACUGGGACAUCCUCGAUCUGACCAAGUUCUUCAAUGGCUGGAUUGGCUGGGAUCUCUCUUAUCCGGGGGUCUGCGGAAGAUACAGUAUGACCAGGGAAGGCGAGUGCCAUUGCAUAGGCUUGAAGUCUGACAAAGGCACGCAAACUUACUUGGAGCCAGUGGAUUCUUUGGACGGCACGCUUGGUUGCCGUCUUUCUCAUGAAGGGGACUUAGCUAUGGAGUACAGGUUGGUGGCAGGGGAUAAGUUCUACGACUACUUGCCGCUCAAGUUCAUGCAAGGAGCUAUCUUGUCACAGGCGGACUGCCUGGAGACGUGCUUGACGAAUAGUUCGUGCAAGGCAGUUCUUUUCGAGGACAACAAUAGGACGUGCUUUCAUCUCACGGAAGUUUACACACUCAACGUGACAAGAGCUCCAGCGUUCUCGGCAUUUAUCAAGGUGAAAACCGGGACGUCUAAGUUGGUAGUACGCAACGCCAACCAUAGCAAAACCGGAGUUCUUAUAACGGCAGUCCUAGGGAUUGCUGCGCUCACAGUGACAGUCAUCGUCUCAGCGGUUGCUUAUUGGAAGAACAAGGUUGAUUUCUACUUCAAAAGCCGUCGACAGAGCUCGCAGGCUAUAGUCUCUGGUGCUGCACAAGCUCCACGUCCUUUCAACUUGAGGGAGCUGGAAAUGGCCACGAGAAACUUCAGCAAGAGGAUUGGCAGUGGAGGAUUCGGCACAGUUUUCGAAGGAUCUCUGUCGGAUGGAUCCAGGAUUGCUGUCAAGCUCCUUGACGAUUCAAACCAAGGCGAGAAGCAGUUCAAGGCGGAGGUGAGAGCCAUUUGCAACAUCCAUCACAGAAACUUGGUCACCCUGAGAGGCUACUGCUCUCAAAAACCACACCACUUCCUGGUUUACGACUACGUCCACAAUGGCUCGCUCGAUAGGUGGCUCUUCGACAGCAGCAAAGCGAAGAGCUUGGAUUGGAACCGGAGGUUUUCGAUAGUUCAGGACAUAGCCAGGGGCCUUGCAUAUCUUCACGAAGAAUGCAGCAGCACAGUGCUGCACCUCGACAUCAAGCCUCAGAACGUACUCCUGGACGAGAGCUUCACGGCAAAGAUCUCUGACUUUGGACUGUCCAGGAUUCUCGGAGGCGAUGGUAGAACAGACAAUGCGGUGACUGCGAUCAAGGGAACUCCAGGAUACAUGGCUCCAGAGUGGCUGACACAAACGAAAGUUACAAAGGCACUGGAUGUCUACAGCUUUGGGAUCGUGGUUUUGGAGAUCAUCACAGGCCUCAGUGCCGUGGAUGAGAGGAUGAGCAGGAAAAAUGUAUCAAGCACGCUUGAGGUGGUGAUAGAUCAAGGCAUGGAUAGGACCAAGAGAAGCAAAAUAGAGAGGUUGAUCCAAAUUGGAUUGUGGUGCACGAAAGUGGAGCAAAGCCAAAGACCUUCGAUGGUGGAAGUUGUUAAGGUGCUAGAAAUCUAA